UUGAGAAAGAGGGCAACAAUUUUCAUUCCCAGUAAAUUCCUUCAAGUCCUUCUUCUUCCUACCUUGAAGCAUGUCUGAACCUUCUUCUUAGUCUCCUCUCCUACCAAAACAAAUUCCCCUCUUUCUCUCUCUCUCUUUCUCUCCAAAAACAGACAAAAAAAGAAAGAAAGAAUGAAAGAGAGUAAAAACAAUACUCAUGAUCAUGAUGAAGAGGAAGAAGAAUAUGACACAAAGGAGGAAGAAGGAGAAGAAGAAUUAAUUGAUGAAGCAGAGAGCAAGAGAAAGAAUAAGAAGAGUAGAACAGUUCAUCAUGAGGAGAGUCAUGAUGAUGAUGAUGAAGAUGAUGAGAAGAUGAGCAAAAACACGACAACAAACAGCAACAACUCUGGAUCUGUCCGACAAUACAUUCGUUCCAAGAAUCCCAGGCUUCGUUGGACACCCGAUCUCCAUCUUUGCUUUAUUCAUGCUGUUCAGAGAUUAGGUGGCCAAGAUAGAGCAACACCUAAGCUUGUUCUUCAAACGAUGAAUGUAAAGGGGCUCAGCAUAGCUCAUGUCAAGAGCCAUCUUCAGAUGUAUAGAAGCAAGAAGGUAGAUGACCCAAAUCAAGCUAUGCCAACAGAAGGCCUUCUCAUGAGUGGUAGAGAUCAAGUUUUCAACUUUAGCCAACUUCCCGUGUUACAAACUUUCACUCAAAUUCCCAUUUCCAAUUUUAGUUGGCCAGGAGGAAAUCGCUAUUCACGAAGUUAUAGUUUUAACGAUCAGUUAUCUCAAUCAACCGGAGUUCAUCAUAGAUCCAACACCGAACAUCUUCAAGAGAACAUCCUUAAACUUGGAAACCGAGGAUUAUUGCAAAAGAGUUUAAGUGAUGAUAUUGUUAAGCAAAUGCAAGCCCACCAGCAAUCUAAUUCGGCUCCCACAGAAUUAUUAGAAGAGAAGCGAAAAGGGUUGAAAAGAAAGAUUGGAGAUCAUGAAGAUAACCUAGAUUUGGACCUCUCUUUGAAAAUAAGUGGAAGAAGUACUAAAGAUCAUGAUGAUGAUGAUGAUGAGGUAAUUAAGAAGGGUUUAGGAUUGUCUCUUUCUUUUCUUCCAUCAUCUUCUUCUUCUUCAUCAUCAUGCUUAAAAUAUAGGAGUAAAAUUGAGGAUCAGGAAGAUGGUCAUAGACAAAAGGGAAGUGCCCUAGACUUGACUUUGUGAAUGAAGACAAGUUUAAGUGAGAUUCUGAGACAUUUGAAUCAGAUCAGACAAGACAGAAUUAAAAAAAAAAAAAUUAAUUAUUUGUCAUGUACCAGAAACCAGCUUAUUUUAUUUAAAAAGGGUAAAAGUUACAACUGGGUCUGGUCUUGGUUGUUGUUAUUAUAAUUAAUUUGAUGUGGAUCUGUGUUUUCCUGUAUUUUAGUAAUUGAGAGUUGUUGAUAUAUAAUUGUAUUCAUUUCCAACACAUAGAGAAUUUCAUCUUAAUUUUGAUUCUUCA
Molecule: messenger RNA, 1471 nt
Organism: Impatiens glandulifera
Lineage: Eukaryota; Viridiplantae; Streptophyta; Magnoliopsida; Ericales; Balsaminaceae
Product: putative Myb family transcription factor At1g14600
Exons: 5
Coding region: 172-1194 (340 amino acids)
Molecular function (GO): DNA-binding transcription factor activity; DNA binding
Source: RefSeq, a predicted model, not a curated record